AUGAGCGCACACGAGGCGAGACGGAGCACAUCGAGAACAGCUCCCGACCCUCGCGACGAUAGUUUACAGCCAAACAGUGCGAAUCCUACGCUCACGAGUAGUUAUCCCGAUCCCUCUUCUACGUCCACCCUCUCACACCCGUCUGCACCAGCGCAACCGGCAACAGCAACCGGCGAGGAAGCCACAGCGAUUGCUGCCGCAAUGCUUAGUACAAUGUCAGCUCCGACGAUAAUCCUUGCGCAAGCACUAGCAGUUGACGCGGCAACUUCUGGCUUCGACGACCUUGCAGACAAUAGGUCCAGCAGCUUGAGCGAGAUUGGAGAUGCUUCCGAUGAUCAGUCUGAGCCCACACCGCGGCCUACCACAGCAUUGGACUUGGACGAGGAUGAUUCUGAGGCUGAGACCGAGCGAUUAGAGAACACGCCACGAAAACUCACGCGCACGGCCACAGAUACGUCAUUGUUGUCUGAACCACCAUACACGAGGACGCCGAGCAAGCUGGCACACUCGAACACAGUAGAACAAGAAGAUUCUGCCCCGCCCACACCCUCUGUCAUCAAUAAUGAAGCGACUAGGGACGAAGCCGCUGAAGCGAAAAACCCCCUACACUCCCUAUCGCUCGUCGCAGCUUCAGAAGCAGCGAGCCUGGAAUAUGCGGGCAAGAAAAGGAAGAGAACAAGUGCUGAAGGAAGCCCUGUUGACGACGAGGACGACGAGCCCGCACGGAAACGAAGCGGAACUGGGAAGACUGUCAAUGGCUCAGUCGAUCCUAUCGUCGGCAGUUUGGAACAAAUAGAUGCAGACGAGGAGCUUGAAAAUGCUGAGGAGCGUUUAUCACAGCUCGCGCAGGAAGAAAUGGAUCUCGAAGAGCGACAGGCCAAUAUUGCAGCGGAAACCGUCAGCGAAAUGGCGACCGUUGCGAAACACACGAAACCCCGAAAGGGCGGCAGACGAGGGAAGCGGAAAUUAGAGGAUCCCAGCUAUGCCUACAGCGAGCCGUUCGUGGGUCUUGAGGCCCACGAGGGCGAAGGUGAGGGCGAGAACGAUGAAGAGGACAGUACAGGCCUUGACGAGGAAGUCUCCAAGAAGAAAUUCGCGAUCGACAAGCUUGCGGAGAUCGAAAAGAAGUUCAAGGUUUUCCGGGAAAAGUUAUGCGACGAACAGAUUACGCAACUCGAACGAGAGCUCGAACUACUCAAGCAGCCGAACUGUGUCCACCCUGAGUAUCUCGCCAUGAUCAAGUGCGUAGACGACCGACGAGCCGAUAAGAUCGCGUACGAGACAAGAUUACUCGACUAUAAGCAGAGGAACCUUGAGACAAUAACGACAGCAGAGCGACACCAGAUGCAUAGCCAGUAUUUCCAGUCAGUGCGGCAUGUGCGCGAGGAGAUCCUCGAGGAGUGCAACCAGCGCGUGUUCGAACUGCAGCGAGGAAGACGACAGCUCGGUUGCGACGAAACCGAAUACAUGAUCCAGCUUCCAGAGAAGCGGUCCGAUCAGAUAAGACACCAAACAGCAUAUAAUCUCGAGGUCUCCAUCUUGUCUGGAGUGGCGAAAUAUGUUGGUUUCCCUGCAGCACCAGAUAUCAGUGCUGCACGGCCUUCAGAGAUUGAUGAGGAUCUUCGAGCCAUGAAGAUCGCGACGCGUGCUCCAGCGCCUCCUCCUUCAUUCCGCACGUACAACCGGACGACUACAGCGGAUGAAGCUGCUGCAGAAGAGCAGUUUCUAGAAAGUACACCUUGGGCAAAUCCAAGGCACCCUGCCCAUCAGGAAACACGUUACACUUCUGGACCAUCACGCGUGCCAAGCUAUCAGACACCAGCUGGCCAGCGUCGCGUGGUUGACCUAACUGCUCCGAAUGGUUCGGUUUCCACAAUUGAAGCGACCUCAAAUCCUCCGUCUUCCAAAGCCCAUAACAUCAAUGGUCGGAUAGGUGAAUCAGAGUCGCCGGUCCUACAGAUGAAGCGGCCUCAGAACGAUCACGCAGCGUACACAGAUACGCCCGGCUCUAACCCUCGAAAUCCUGGAAUGUUAGGAAGGGAGAAUUACGGGAUAUUGUCCAGUCCCGCGAUGCAGCCAGAUGAGCUAGGCGGUCAACAUUGGGGUGGUGGUAGUAACCGGCUACUCAGCUCAGGUCCAACUACAGCUCCUACUAGUACACCCGGUCCCGGUCGACCCGACGCAGCCCGAGUGCCAUUAACGCAGCGUAGCGGUCUCGGCUCGUUAAGCGUUGGCAAUGGCCUGUUCGGACGGUGA
Cucurbitaria berberidis CBS 394.84 is the source of this 2256-nucleotide messenger RNA. RefSeq lists its product as uncharacterized. Gene Ontology annotation, cellular component: Sin3-type complex. The record is from RefSeq and is a predicted model, not a curated record. Lineage: Eukaryota; Fungi; Ascomycota; Dothideomycetes; Pleosporales; Cucurbitariaceae. Bases 1 to 2256 code for a protein of 751 amino acids. Gene Ontology annotation, biological process: negative regulation of transcription by RNA polymerase II. Gene Ontology annotation, molecular function: histone deacetylase binding. The transcript has 4 exons.